UCCAAAAUUUCUCCGGCUGAAAACAAAAACAGCAUGCAGCAGCGGCCUCCACCACUACAGCCUCCGUCACCACAGCCGCCACCACGGCCACUUCAAUAUCCACCUUCUGCUGCACAAAGGACCUGAACAUUUCCAUGGUCACAGUUCAGACUGUACCAUCAUGAGUCCAGUCCUGCUGCAGGGAUGAAGGGAUGGAGCUCUGCCUCCUCCGCCUCUAUGAAGCCAGUGUACAUGGUGGCAUGUGGCUGGGAUUAAGAAAUUUCACUGUGGAUUAAAAUCUUUCCUCCAUGGUCCCUCGCUCACAGGAGAAAAGAGUCUGAAGAGAAAACUCUGGGCCGAUGGUCUCACUGAGCAGCUCCAGGAUGUUCCAGCUGCUCCAGGGCCACCUCCAGCCAGCUGCUCACCGGACACUUAAAUCUCGUCUGGUCACUAAAGAUGGCCGCUGCAACAUUGAGUUUGGGAACAUCGAGUACAGUAAUCACUUUGCGUACCUGCUGGACUUCUGGACCACCUUUGUGGAGAUCCGCUGGCGCUUCGUCCUGCUCCUGUUUGUGGCGUCGUUCGCCGGCAGCUGGUUCAUCUUCAGCCUGCUGUGGUACUGGAUUGCCAAAAGCAACGGAGACCUGACGGGACAGAACCGCACGGACGGACACGUCCAGUGUGUCGACAACGUAAAUGGCCUCACUACGGCCUUCCUCUACUCUCUGGAGACCCAGACCACCAUCGGGUACGGAGGCCGGGCUCUGACCGGACACUGUGCCGGCACUGUGGCUCUGAUCAUCGUCCAGUCUCUGAUAGGUGUCUUCAUCAACUGCUUCAUGUGUGGCGUCAUCCUGGCCAAGAUCUCCUUACCAAAAAAACGAGCAAAGACGGUGACCUUCAGCGACACUGCUGUUAUCUGCUUAAAGAAAGGAAGUCUAUGUCUUCUCAUUAGAGUCGCCAACCUUCGAAAGACCUUACUAAUCGGCAGCCAGAUCUAUGGCAAGCUGCUGAGGACAACCACCACAGCAGACGGAGAGACCAUCAUCCUGGACCAGGUGGACAUUGACUUCACGGUCGACGCCGGCAAAGAUAACUUGUUCUUCGUUUGUCCUCUGACUCUCUACCAUGUGAUCAACACAUCCAGUCCGUUCUAUGAGCUGUCAGCCGACUCUCUGCCACAGCAGGACUUCGAGCUGGUUGUCUUUUUGGACGGGAUGGCCGAGUCCACAAGUUCUGCCUGUCAGGUCCGAACCUCCUACGUCCCUCAGGAGAUCAAGUGGGGAUACAGCUUCCUGCCCAUCAUCUCGCGCACCAAGAUGGGGAAGUACCAUGUGGAUUUCUCAAACUUUUCAAAAAGUGUUCGGGUCACCACGCCACACUGCGUCCACUGCUUUGAGACGGACUCGGACCACAGGAAACACAACAACCAGGAGAAGGGGGGCAUCGACAACCUGGGCUUCCAGGUGAUCGACAUCCACGACUCUGUGGACGUCACAAAAAUGUGAGCGGUUAAAGAAACUCGAUCUCAGAGUGAAAGUAAAGGGUGACAAUUGACUCAGGGUCAAAGUGUUCAUCACUUCCUGCUUCACUGCUAGAUGAAGAAUGUUUCACCUCCAAAGGCAGAAACAUUAAAGUUAUUAAACUGAGUGGAUAAAAUUCAGACAUGAGACAUGAGCUCUUGAUCAGCAGCUCGUUACAUUCAGAGCACCUUCAGGACUGGAUGUGUGUCAGAGGGACAAAGAGGGGCUGAAGUGUAGAAGUGAAAGGAGUCGUACUGUGGAGGCACAGUGGGGACUCCAUGAGGAGA
Acanthopagrus latus (yellowfin seabream) is the source of this 1789-nucleotide messenger RNA. Its product is annotated as ATP-sensitive inward rectifier potassium channel 1-like. Gene Ontology annotation, molecular function: ATP-activated inward rectifier potassium channel activity. Gene Ontology annotation, cellular component: plasma membrane. The transcript has 2 exons. Gene Ontology annotation, biological process: regulation of monoatomic ion transmembrane transport; potassium ion import across plasma membrane. NCBI's taxonomy places the organism in Eukaryota, Metazoa, Chordata, Actinopteri, Spariformes, Sparidae. The record is from RefSeq and is a predicted model, not a curated record. Bases 339 to 1487 code for a protein of 382 amino acids.